AUGCAGUCACUCCAAGCUUCAUCUCCAGCAAUGUCUCCUUCUUACAAAAACUUGAAGUACAAGCAUUGCCAUUCACCAGUCGAAUUAAAAGAUAAAAUGCGAAAGGAUUACAAGACCAAGAUUCAGCACUGUAGAGAUAUGCUGUUAAACAGGUUUAGAGAAUCCAAUGUAGAGAAUGAACUUCAAUGCACAUUAAAUGAGUUAUAUAAAAAAACCUUUAAUUUUACUGAAACAUUAUCUUUAAAUGAAGAAGAAAAUGAACUAUUAGAGGAAAUAAAAAAUGAACUAAUUCAAGAAGAGCUUAAAUGGUUGAAUGAAGAAUAUGAAAAAUCACAAAUGGACAACAUUGAUUGGUCUUCAUAUCAAGUUGAAGACCAUGUUAUUUGCCCAAUUUGCCAAAAGAAUAAUUUAAAACUUUAUGACGGGCUACUUAAAUGUGACAUAUGCCAUAUGGAGAUAAGGACCCAAAUAACGUCUCUAACAGAAAUCAAAAGUAAUAUUUUUAAAUCAAUGGACAAACAUACUUCUGAAUGUCAUACCCAGUUUUCAAUAAUUUCUGAAGGAGACCAAAGCCAUAUUUAUCUAAUAUGUGAUAGUUGUUUCGACAUACAAUUAAUUGUUUAA
Messenger RNA from Pieris macdunnoughi, 624 nucleotides. NCBI's taxonomy places the organism in Eukaryota, Metazoa, Arthropoda, Insecta, Lepidoptera, Pieridae. The record is from the annotation of a GenBank genome assembly.